This is a messenger RNA of Mytilinidion resinicola, 1880 nucleotides long. Its product is annotated as alkanesulfonate monooxygenase. Gene Ontology annotation, molecular function: oxidoreductase activity, acting on paired donors, with incorporation or reduction of molecular oxygen; monooxygenase activity. The record is from RefSeq and is a predicted model, not a curated record. NCBI's taxonomy places the organism in Eukaryota, Fungi, Ascomycota, Dothideomycetes, Mytilinidiales, Mytilinidiaceae. The transcript has a single exon. The coding region runs from base 165 to 1613 and encodes 482 amino acids.
AUCCGCGAUACAUUUUCGUGACGUUUACCUAUAAAGCUUUAAUUAUCACACAGACGCCGAAAUCGUUGAAUAAAAGCCUAGGCCGCAAACAGCUCGAUACUUCCGCAGUCGCUGAACUAGCUACUCUGAAGAGACCAAGAAGUUAGCUUGUAAAAUCAUACGCAAUGGGCAAAGAGCUCAUCCUCAACGCCUUCGCCAUCACCUCACCAGCUCAUCUGUCGCCGGGUCUGUGGCGGCAUCCCCGAAACAAGACCACGAAAUACAAGACGCUCAAGUUCUGGACCAACCUUGCCCAGCUGCUCGACAAAGCAAACUUCCACGCCCUGUUCAUCGCUGAUGUCCUGGGCCCGUACGACGUCUACAAAGGACCGGCGAAUGCGGGCCCAGCACUGCCAUCUGGAGCUCAGUUCCCUAUCAAUGACCCGCUCUAUGCCGUCCCCGCCAUGGCGGCAGCGACGAAGAAUCUGACCUUUGGCGUCACAGCUAGCACGACAUACGAUGCGCCCUAUGCUCUCGCCCGCCGAUUCUCGACGGUGGACCAUCUAGCGGAAGGACGUGUUGCUUGGAAUAUAGUCACGUCGUACCUAGACAGCGCUGCUCGGAACUUUGGUCUCGAUACGCAGAUCGAGCAUGACGAGAGGUACCGUAUCGCCGACGAGUACAUGGACGUCGUAUACAAGCUCUGGGAAGGUAGUUGGCGAGAUGACGCAGUAGUAGAGGACGAGAAGACUGGCCAGUAUGCAGUCCCGGAGCGUGUGCGCCAGAUCCACCACAAGGGGAAGUACUUCAAAGUACCCGGUCCGCAUCUGUGCGAGCCUUCGCUUCAACGCACACCGUUUCUGUUCCAAGCUGGCACCUCGGCCGCAGGAAAAGAGUUUGGUGCGAAGCAUGCCGAGGCCAUCUUCGUUGGUGCACAGCAUCCUGAACAGCUUCGGCCAAACGUGGAUGCGAUCCGGAAGCUUGCGAAGGAGAAGUAUGGGAGAGACCCUAGCCACAUCAAAAUCGUUGCGGGCAUCACUUUGAUUGCGGCAGAGACGGACGAGGCUGCAAAGAAAAAGCAUGACGAGCUGCUCUCGUACGGCGAUAAGGAGGGAGCAUUGGCGCUCUUUGGGGGGUGGACGGGCAUCGACUUGUCCAGCUACUCGGAAGACGAGGACUUCCGGUUUGUCGAACUACCGAAGGGAGCCCAAUCCAUGGUAAAUCGUUGGGCUAGCACAGUGCCUGGGAGCGACAAUCUACCGUGGAACAAAGCCCGCAUCGCAGAGUUCCUCAUAUUGGGUGGAAUGCAAGCUAAGAUUGUAGGAAGUGGGAAAACGAUUGUGGACGAGCUUGAGAGAUGGGUGGAGAUUGCAGGUAUUGAUGGAUUCAACUUGGCCCACAUCGUGAACCCUGGCUCUUUCGAGGAUAUUAUCGAGUUCGUCAUUCCCGAGCUUCAGAAACGGGGUCUGUUCCGUAAGGGGGUGGAAAAAGAAGGUGCGACUGCUCGAGAGGCGUAUUUGGGGUCUCCGUGGCUGUUAGAUGACCAUUACGGCCAUAAGUUUCGAUGGGCUGCUGGCGAGGAGCUCCCGCCGUACGCCAAGGACGAAGCUGAACUGCAAAAGGAGGCCAAGUAGUGACUGAAAGUCUUGCCUCGUUUGCGUUACCUCAAAAGAUGUUACUUUUUUGAAAUGUUUGUGCAUAUGGCGUUGUUUUAUUUUCCCUCCUGCCCCAUAGGGAUCCUCGGGGAAGUCAAUGCCCACCCAGCUGGUCAGAUUGUCAAUGCAAAUCCAUUGAUCCUUGGAAAGCCACCCAGGCUUGCAGGUAAUCGAAAUUCGCAUCUCGUCCCAACUUGUUAAAAGGUGAUAUAGCAGUCCAGCACUCGGUGAACGAACAUAAUGAAC